GUUAAAACAUGGCGGCGCCCUAAAGGAAAGUCACACUGUUUCUCCGGGGAAAAACAUACGCUUCUUAUCGUUUAAUACAUCAUCUGUGCAAGGAGUUAAAAAGCGGCGGGAUCUGAAAAGAUUUGUCUUUACAUCCUACAGCAUCCUCUGAGGAUAUUUCCGCAGACACCAUGGUACAUUUAUCAUCACUCCUACUAAAGAAGUACCAUGGAGGUCACGUUGUGAUUCGAUUGGCUCUUGCGGGCCACAAACAGGCUAACAGACCCUUCUAUCGCAUUGUGGCAGCUUACAACAAAAGGGCAAGAGAUGGUAAAUAUAUCGAGCAGCUGGGUUCCUACGACCCGCUUCCGAACAUCUACAACGAGAAACUUGUCAGUUUCAAUUUCGACCGAAUCAAGUAUUGGAUUGGAUGUGGAGCACACCCUACAAAGCCGGUUGCCAAACUCCUGGGGUUGGCUGGAUUUUUCCCUCUUCACCCCAUGACAAUAACAGAGGCAGAGCGUCAAAGAGCCCAAAUGGAGACAGAAACAGAGGAAUCUCCGAAAGAGGGACAGAAGCAGGCUGAAGCUGAGAGUUAAAGCUGUGGACUUUGCGUGACCAUCCAGUUCCAAUUGUUGCCACAAUUAUUUAGAAAAAUAACUCACUGAUUUGACUUGCUGUGUGAACUGUUCAUGGAAACUCAAAAUAUGUCAUAUUGUAGCUUUGACUCUGUCAGUAGCUUCUUCAUGUGAUUAAUUUUUGAUCAGAUGCUUCAUAAAAUUGCAUCUUUUUCUUUAAUACAGUCAUAUUAUUUUAGACAGCAGCAGUUUGCAUAUGGUGUUUUAUGAGAACUAAUUAAAGUAUUUCAAUAUAACUGCAUCUGUUUGGGGUUUAGUUACAGAUUGUAUUUAUUAUCCUGUGUCUUAACAAAGACCUUUAUAGCUUAUUCACGCUAACAAAGCAUUUUUAAUGAAAAUCAGUUUGUUUUGUUUACUUUGAAAUGGAUUCAUAAAUAUUGAAAUCAUUCCUUCC
Messenger RNA from Oreochromis aureus, 1011 nucleotides. RefSeq names its product mitochondrial ribosomal protein S16 (gene mrps16). The transcript is spliced from 4 exons. Gene Ontology annotation, molecular function: structural constituent of ribosome. The record is from RefSeq and is a predicted model, not a curated record. NCBI's taxonomy places the organism in Eukaryota, Metazoa, Chordata, Actinopteri, Cichliformes, Cichlidae. Gene Ontology annotation, cellular component: mitochondrial small ribosomal subunit; ribosome. Gene Ontology annotation, biological process: mitochondrial translation. Bases 171 to 578 code for a protein of 135 amino acids.